Molecule: messenger RNA, 1962 nt
Organism: Akanthomyces muscarius
Lineage: Eukaryota; Fungi; Ascomycota; Sordariomycetes; Hypocreales; Cordycipitaceae
Exons: 4
Coding region: 1-1962 (653 amino acids)
Biological process (GO): positive regulation of transcription by RNA polymerase II
Cellular component (GO): nucleus
Molecular function (GO): DNA-binding transcription factor activity; sequence-specific DNA binding
Source: RefSeq, a predicted model, not a curated record
AUGAGCCUUGACAGAUUACCGUCAUUUACUCUGCCUCCUCCUGGCCAGGCCCAUUCCUCCGGCACUUCGUCCCCGCGUCUGAGCUCCUUUGCCUCUCACAACGGCUCGCAGUCCUCAUUCACCUCGGCCGCCUCCUCCAACGGUCCCAAGACGCCAUCGCCCACUCUGCCGCUCAACGCCAUCACCGGCCCGCCCACAUCAAUUGUCCGUUACGACGCCAUGAAUCACCCGCCCGACCUGUACUAUGCCCAGCACCUCUCGGCUGGCCAGCCGCCUGCUCCUCAGACGGUCACCUCGGGCGCCAUGGGCCACUAUCACCAGCAGCCGCCUCCCAUGUUGCAGUCCCAUGCUCAGUACACCAAUCCCGCGCCCUACCAGUAUGGCUACGCCAAUGGCCUGACCUCGCCGCCCUCCGCACCCCCCUCAGUUUCCAACGGCAUGGCUGCCCCGCAAAAUGUUUUGCCUCUGCCCGGUGGCGGCGUCCCCAGCCAAAACUCCAUGCAGCAACCCUACGCUCACUUUGACAACACCGGCCAGCAGCCCCCGCCCGGUAUGAAGCCUCGCGUAACUGCUACGUUGUGGGAAGAUGAGGGCAGUCUCUGCUUCCAGGUCGAGGCCCGUGGCAUCUGCGUUGCCCGUCGCGAAGAUAACCACAUGAUCAAUGGCACAAAGCUGCUAAACGUCGCUGGCAUGACCCGUGGCCGCCGUGACGGAAUUCUCAAGAGCGAAAAGACCCGUCAUGUGGUAAAAAUAGGUCCCAUGCAUCUCAAGGGAGUCUGGAUUCCCUAUGAUCGAGCUCUCGAGUUUGCCAACAAGGAAAAGAUUACCGAGCUUCUUUACCCUCUUUUUGUUCAGAACAUUGGCUCUCUGCUCUACCACCCCACAAACCAAACCCGCACAAACCAGGUCAUGGCCGCCGCCGACCGCCGCAAGCAGGAUCAAGGCCAACAGAUGCGCUCCAACUCCACCAGCCAUGGUCUGCCUUCCAUUCACCAUCAGCAGCAGCCCGCCAUGGCUCAGGUUCCUGGUCCCCAGACCACCCUGCCCUCUCACAGCUCCCUCGCACGUCCGGGCCUGGAGCGUGCACACACCUUUCCUACGCCCCCGACUAGUGCCUCCAGUGUCAUCAACGGAAUGGGCGCUUCGGAAAGCUUCAACUGGCAGGGCCACGGCAUGAACGGCCAGCAGGCCACCACUCCGCCCGGCUCCACCCUCCAGUCACUCCAGUCGUACCCCUCCAGCGCUCAUGGCGGCUAUGACAAUCAGCGCCAGAUGUACAAUGCUCCGUCGUCGCAGCAGUCUCCCUACCAGAGCGCUAGCAAUUCUUCUCAGGACCGUCUGUACGGUCAGGCUGCCAAACCCAAUGGUGUCAUGCCUUCCGACCAGUCUGCUCACCAGCAGCCCGGCGAGGAGGAGGGUGAACACGAGCAGGAUCCCGAGUAUACCCACGAUAGUGGCGCCUAUGAUCCCACCCGCGGUUCCUACAACUACAACGCCCCUGGCGGCAUGCAAAACGAUAACAACAACAUGCCCCCUGAGAUGACGGGCUCCCCUAACCAUCCUCCUGCCUCUGGUCGUGCCACCCCUAGAACUGCCGCGCAGCCUCAGUCAUACUAUCAGCACACUGGCUACAAUACACCUCCUCGCGUGCAACAGUCGAGCAAUCUCUACAGCGUCAUGAGCAACGACCGCCCCGCCACCAACGGCGGUUCGACCGGUGACGUCUACGCCCCUGCCGGGGAGAUGCCUGGUUCCAUGAACAACGGCUACGCUCCCCGCGCUCCUCUUCUCAACGGGGCUGGUGCCGGUGUCAAGCGCGGACGUGACGACGACGAGGCCAACAACGCUGGUGGUGUCGACCUCAAGCGCCGCAAGACCAUGAUGGAGACGAGUGUCCCUGCUCCCGUCUACGACGCCAUGAACCAGUCUGCCUCUGCCGUCGGUGCUCCUCCCCGACGAUGA